Sphaeroforma arctica JP610 is the source of this 252-nucleotide messenger RNA. RefSeq lists its product as hypothetical. The annotation marks the transcript as partial. The record is from RefSeq and is a predicted model, not a curated record. The transcript has a single exon. NCBI's taxonomy places the organism in Eukaryota, Ichthyosporea, Ichthyophonida.
ACUCCACGCUCCCCCUCUCACUUCGGGUCGCCGUCUCUGGCAAAGCUACACCCCAACCGCUCCAACGCUACCACUAGCUCUAUCAACGGCACAAACGCACUUCUGGCGGCUGAUGUUGACGACACCUUCAGCCGAUGCAUUCUGGAUGGCAUGGACGCUUACGUAAACAUGGUCACAAACACACUCACCCCACUGAUAGAUGCGGAGUUCUCGGUGUUUAUUGGUACGUUUACUGUAGAGACGCUUACGUAA